AUGACUCCAUGGGGGCAGCCAGGAUUAUGGCCCGAAUCAUUGACGGAAAGGCCCUUUGCCAAGGAAAUCAAAGAUGAGUUAAGAACGAAAAUACACAGCUUUGUUAAUCUGGGACACAGAGCACCUGCCCUUUGCUGCAUAAUCGUUGGUGACGAUCCGGCAAGUCACACAUAUGUGAGAAACAAAAUUCAAGCGGCAAUAGAUGUCGGCAUUAAUGCUAGAACAAUCAAAUAUGAUGCAACCUUAAGUGAAGAGGAUCUCAUAAAUGCAAUCAACUCCCUAAAUACUGACGAUAGAGUUGAUGGUAUAUUAGUUCAACUGCCUUUGCCGGGUACAAUGGACGAAAGAAAAGUGUGCAACACAGUGGCUCCUGAGAAAGACGUCGAUGGGUUUCACAUAGUUAAUGUUGGUCAGCUGUGCCUUGAUAUGCCAACACUGGUGCCGGCAACAGCAUUGGCUGUUAUAGAAAUUUUGAAGCGACACAAAGUGGAGACCUUCGGCCGGAACGCCGUCGUGGUAGGCCGCUCCAAGAACGUGGGCAUGCCGAUCGCGAUGAUGCUCCACAGCGACGGUCACCACGACAGCGGCCUGGGUAUGGACGCGACGGUGACCGUCUGCCACCGUUACACGCCCCCAGAGCAGCUGGAGGUGUUCUGCCGCAGCGCCGACAUCAUUGUCACCGCGACGGGGGUACCUAAGUUGAUAAAAGCCAACAUGGUGAAGCCCGGCGCAACGGUGAUAGACGUCGGCAUUACGAGGGUCACCGACGAGCAAGGGAAGACUAGGCUGGUGGGAGACGUCGACUAUGACGAGGUGAGUAAAAUAGCGGGGGCUAUUACGCCGGUGCCGGGUGGUGUGGGACCGAUGACGGUAGCAAUGCUGAUGCAGAACACCCUGCAAGCCGCUCAGAGGCUGCGCGAGAGGGAAUCGAACUCUCAG
Iphiclides podalirius (scarce swallowtail) is the source of this 939-nucleotide messenger RNA. NCBI's taxonomy places the organism in Eukaryota, Metazoa, Arthropoda, Insecta, Lepidoptera, Papilionidae. The record is from the annotation of a GenBank genome assembly.